GUUGCAGCGGCUGCCGAAGAAGGAAGCUUGGGGACCCCUCCCGCGCUGCGACGUUUGCCCCCCGCCUUCCAGCCCUCUCUCUACGCGCUCCAUCAAGCGAGGGCCUGUGGCUGCGGAGCUUUUGCCUCAUCUUCCCCCCAGCACGGAAACUAGCUGCUCGGCGCCCCCCCCCCCCCCCCCCGCGGAAGACAAGUCAGCUAAGAAAAUGUGGAAGGUGCCAGUUCUGCUCUUCGUUUUGGGAAGCGCAUCGCUCUGGGUCCUGGCAGAAGGAGCCAGCACGGUCCUGCCAGAAGAUGGCGUGACUCCAGGUGUCGAAGGUAGUAGCAAGGCGUCCCCGGGUGUGGAAGAUUACACAGUGACCCCACGAACCCGUGAAGAGCCCUAUGCGACCCCUCUGGUGCCAACGAGAACAAAGGGCACAACAGGCAGUCCCACAGAGGAUGUGUUUACUGUAGGAAGCACAACGCACAGCCACAAAGGAAGCCAGAGCACCACGACCCAGAAUGUGGUGACCAGUCAGUCCCACGAUAAAGGAGAUGAAGAGAAAUCAAAAACAGUUACGAAAGAUGGCUUGGGGACGGUGACCCUAGUUGGAAUCACAGUUGGGGUCUUACUAGCCAUUGGAUUCAUUGGUGCAAUCAUCGUCAUGCUUGUGCGAAAAAUGUCAGGAAGAUACUCGCCCUGAAGAGCUGAAAGAUCAUGCCCUCCUGCCAACACGUUUAAAGAAGAAAAAGUUUUCAACCGCCCCCUCCCCCGGCCCUGAGCACGUGGAGAAGAUGACCCGUGGAAAUGCUUGCCUCCCCCUGCCCCCCGCCCCCCGCCACCCUCAAAAUCCAUGGCGAUCCCUCCACUUGCCAGAAGUAACCGCAGGAAAGAAUAUUCAUAAGACUUGCUCCUCUAAGCAUUUGUCUUUUGGGGAGGAAAAAAAUUUGUUUUAAUAGAAAUUUUGCAUAAGAUGACUUAAAAGACAAACUGCAUAGAAAACAGAGCAAAACUACAUCAUCUGAUGUGUAACUCAGUAUCAUUCAAUCUAUGUUAGAAAGUGUGAUUGUGUCUCUGCUCCACCCAUUCUCUCUUGUUGUUACGAUGCAAAGGAAUUUGGAAAUAUUUAUCCCCAUGGCGUCCUUGGGUUAAAAGCUAUGUCAUUAAGUGGCAAAAGCAUUGUACAGUUUCUGGUCUGUUGAAAUGUACAUGUUCCAGUCUAAUUAGAUCUGUUUUGAAAGUCUGAUUUGGUCUGAAUGAUAUGCCAGUACAGAAUCUAAACUUGCAUAAUAUGUAAUGAGCAACUGCCUUUCACUGGUCUGGGUAAAUCAUUUCAAAGGCAUCUAUUUUAGAUCAGACACAGGACGUCUGUACUUGGGGGAAGCCAUCCUGUUUCUUGCAGCAAGGGUACCGGACAGGCUCCAGGUGUGCCCUGCUGCCUGCCCCAUGAGUGACUUGAUAAUUCAAAGGUUUCCAUCUGCCUGCCCCUUCCACUCCCCUCAGAUGGUGGGGAUCCAGAGCUAAGGGGGUGACUUUCUUUAUUCCCUGUGACGUGAGUCCUCCAGGUCGGCUGCUUUGUUCUGGAAUCUAAAGCUCUCAGCCCCAGGUGCCAAAGUGGCUGCAGGAAGCCCAGAGGUACCAGAGCUCAGGUCUUCCAGGAAUGAAGAACCACAGUGCUCCCCCAACCCUGUGUGUGGCUCUGAGAAACAGAACCUGCCAAUUUACUUUUGGCCUCAGAGGAAAGAUCUGGGGAUACUAAUUUUUGAAAAGCAGCUGGCUUUGGAGACUUGAUUUAAAAAGCAAAGACAUUCCUGCUUUUCAUGAUAGCCCACAUAUUUCUGUGGGGUCACAAUUGAAAAUGCUAUAUCGGCACCCCUCCAACUCAGGACCUUUCUCCCCCUAGGUCAACUGAAUUCUUUCCCCUCCACGAAAAGUUUUCAGGCAGAGCAGAUGCUGUGUCCCUCUUGUGGCAGCGUGGUUCUGAUGGCUCUACAGACGUGUGCGGGUUCAUAAAACAGGAAAGUUAACUAGCAGUUGGAAAGUACAGCUUAUUCCUCCCACCUGUUGCAGUCACGUGGGGAUGUUAUUUUAAACAGUGUGCCCAUGUGUCAUUCUGUCCAGCUGGUCUACCAGCCCAGGUUCCAUACCUGACCAUCCACAGAUGGAGAGAAGGGGCUUCGGAGGAGCUUUAUGAAUCUCUUCAAAAUCCUUCCGUUUCAUCACUCAGAUUCCUGAGCAGGAGUUGGGAAUACUGUUCAUCUUUCCUAUCCUCUCUUCUUUCUCUCACUGUGAAAAAUCAUAGUCAACCCCAAGUCAUACACUGGACCCAUCGCCUGCUGGGACAGGACUGUGGGUUUCUUGGUCACAUCUGUGUUGGUGCUCAAUGCAGUGUAGACGUGUUUGAAAAUAAAACAGACGAUUGUGUAUAA
Sus scrofa (pig) is the source of this 2411-nucleotide messenger RNA. RefSeq names its product podoplanin (gene PDPN). The record is from RefSeq and is a predicted model, not a curated record. Gene Ontology annotation, cellular component: apical plasma membrane; basolateral plasma membrane; lamellipodium. Gene Ontology annotation, biological process: positive regulation of platelet aggregation; cell migration; signal transduction. NCBI's taxonomy places the organism in Eukaryota, Metazoa, Chordata, Mammalia, Artiodactyla, Suidae.